GCGGUCUACCUUGCUGGCGGCGAUGUGGCCCCGUUUCACAUCAGAAAUCCUAAUCAAUAAGGUCUUUUGCAUCAACGGGCGGCCAUUGUAGCCCAAUCAAGAUCUGUUAGAAUCAAUUACCGGCUGAAUGCUGGCAUUAUACCCUGGAGUCGGGGCUGGUGUCGUGGUUUCUGGAGUCAGUCGACCCGCGGCAACCCUAUCGCGCUCUAGAUUAAGACCAAGCUUUUCGCCGUUUAACUGCGGGAAGUUGUAGCGCCCUUCUGUCUACAGACACUAAUAUUUCUGUACUGUUGGCGCGGCUUGGUGCGCUCAUUAGUUCUCGGGCACAUUUUUGUGUCGGGAUCGGUACGAACGUAGACAAAGAUGUCGCUGACAGACGACGUGCAGGAGAGGGAGAGGCGCCCGAGCCCUGGGCGGGAGAACACGAGCCCUCGCCCGAACACAAGCGACUUCUCUAUCGCUAGGAUACUCUCGAACAACAACAACCUCGAUAGAGACAGACAGCGCCACAGUCAGAAAGCUUCAGCGCACGAGUCACCCAGGAGGGAUCUCCACGGGCUGGGGGCACCGAUCGAGGUUGAGAAGUCCGGCGGGCCUUUCUCCGCCUCGCCCCGUACAGACGCGUCGAUCGCCUCGGCGUCUUCGCCGGAAGUAAGCUCCACGUCUUCGGCAAGGACACCCGACAGCCUCAAGUCGCCGUCACCUACAACUGAGGACAUCCACAGCAAGAAGAUGAAAGCGAACGACGACGACGUUCGAUCGGAAUCGCCCCGUUUGUACAGACAAGAUGAGAGAAAGAAGCGCCCCCGUACGGCCUUCACGGCAGAGCAGAUCAAGGAACUGGAGGGCGAGUUCCAGAAGAACAAAUACCUGUCUGUCACCAAACGACUGGAGCUGUCCAACCAGCUCAAACUCACAGAAACCCAGAUAAAAAUCUGGUUCCAGAACAGGAGGACGAAAUGGAAAAGGAAGUACACCAACGACCUGGAACUACUCGCCCACCAACACUAUGCAUCCCUUGCUGGACUUUACGGAGCACCAAAUCCUUGGGCCUAUGCUCAGAGACUUUACAACAUGGGCCAACAUCCGGGGUAUUACCAAUACACCCCGUUCCAGGCAGCACCAGCCUUCCCGAGAUACCCUUCGCCAGUGCUAGCCCAUCAACCAACGUUAGCUGGCCCUGCGACUCCAAAUAGCCCAGCAAGAACAUAGUCUGAUUUAGUCGCUACAGUGUAAGUGUAAAUAAUUCUAUUCUAAGUAAAUAUUGUAUUUUUCUCCUUAAAAUAACGAACAGCAAACUAGAUGUUCACGUAGCUGCUGAUUUUGAAUUUGAAUUCUCAAGCCUAGUUCCAUUGAUGUUAAUACGUUGGUGAUUCGGUUGUAGACGUUAGAAGUCGUUACGUUCAAACUAUGCACAUGAUUUUUUCUUCCUCACUGCCUAUGUCAAGAGAAAAGUUUGUUCCGAUAAACGUAAACUACAAAAGACUUUAGAAGUACAAUAGGAAUAAUAUUAUUCUGAGGUUCCUUUAUGAUUACACAGUCGUCUAUUAUUUAUGCAAUAGUUAGGUAAUCAACAAAGUGCCUUUAUUAAGAUCUAUACAUGUAUGAUUAUGCAAUAAGAUUUCGUAAGGUUGUAUAGAGUCUUUUCCUAUUCGUAGUACAAAAGUAAUAAAAAAGGAAUUUUCUCUACA
This is a messenger RNA of Branchiostoma floridae (Florida lancelet), 1691 nucleotides long. RefSeq names its product homeobox protein ceh-30-like. The transcript is spliced from 3 exons. Gene Ontology annotation, molecular function: DNA-binding transcription factor activity, RNA polymerase II-specific; DNA binding. Gene Ontology annotation, biological process: regulation of DNA-templated transcription. The record is from RefSeq and is a predicted model, not a curated record. The coding region runs from base 364 to 1212 and encodes 282 amino acids. NCBI's taxonomy places the organism in Eukaryota, Metazoa, Chordata, Leptocardii, Amphioxiformes, Branchiostomatidae.